This is a messenger RNA of Pteropus alecto (black flying fox), 475 nucleotides long. RefSeq names its product phospholipase A2 group IB (gene PLA2G1B). Gene Ontology annotation, molecular function: phospholipid binding; signaling receptor binding; calcium ion binding. NCBI's taxonomy places the organism in Eukaryota, Metazoa, Chordata, Mammalia, Chiroptera, Pteropodidae. Bases 37 to 396 code for a protein of 119 amino acids. The transcript has 3 exons. Gene Ontology annotation, biological process: lipid catabolic process; positive regulation of fibroblast proliferation; fatty acid biosynthetic process. The record is from RefSeq and is a predicted model, not a curated record.
GGCGUGUCCCCGCGGGCAGUGUGGCAGUUCCGCAACAUGAUCAAAUGCACGAUCCCCAGCAGUGACCCCUUCAAAGAUUACAACGACUAUGGCUGCUAUUGUGGCCUGGGUGGAUCCGGCACUCCCGUGGAUGAACUGGACAGGUGCUGUCAGACACACGACAACUGCUACGGCCAAGCCAAGGAACUGAAAAGCUGCAAAUUUCUCCUGGACAACCCCUACACCAAAAGCUACUCGUACUCUUGCUCUGGUUCAGAGGUCACCUGCAGCAGCAAAAACAAAGAAUGCCAGGCCUUUAUCUGCAACUGCGACCGCAGUGCUGCCAUCUGCUUUUCAAAGGCCCCGUACAACAAGGCUUACAAGAAUCUGGACACCAAGAAGUAUUGUAAAGAUUGAGUAUUGCCUCUGGAAAGCAUCAUCCUUAUGGCAUUCACCUUACACUGUACCCUCCAAUAAAGCACAUUGUUGAAAAGCC